Lecanosticta acicola is the source of this 14869-nucleotide messenger RNA. The record is from the annotation of a GenBank genome assembly. Lineage: Eukaryota; Fungi; Ascomycota; Dothideomycetes; Mycosphaerellales; Mycosphaerellaceae.
AUGGCCAAAGAUCUGUCUAUCUCGAAUCCCCAUCCCCAGAAGCUCCUGGGUCCCUCGCUCCUCCACGAGUUGGUUCCACGCGAGGGCGAGCAAGACGUUGCAGCCAUCGAGUAUACGGGAGAGGAUGGCAAGGUUUCUGCUUUGAGCUAUGCACAGUUGCAUACCCAAGCCGAUGGGUUGGCACGUCAAAUUGCCACAACACUCGCGCAAUACUCGACGAGAUCGAAGCGAUGGAUCGUUCCAAUUUUAAUACCGCAAUGCCCGAGCCUGUAUGUUUCACAGCUCGCGAUUCUCAAGGCCGGUGCGGCAUUUUGUCCAAUUGUUCUCGACGCUCCAGAAGAGCGCAUUCGUUUCAUUCUCGCAGAUGUGGAGGCCUCCGUUCUACUCACGACCGGGGACAUCAAGUCUCGAUUGCCGGACCUGAAAAGCGUCGAAGUUAUUACGGUCGACGACUACACUGGCAGGCACAGCAACACUCACAUGGCCAGAUCGAUAUCUCCCCAGGACCCCGCGUACAUAAUGUAUACUAGCGGUAGCACCGGCCAACCAAAAGGUGUCUGCCUUUCUCACUCUGCUGCAACCCAAGCGCUACUAGCUCACCAGCGACAUAUCCCAAGCUUCUCUCGAUUUCUACAAUUCGCCAGUCCAACUUUUGACGUCUCGGUCUUCGAGAUCUUUUUCCCGCUAUUUCGUGGCCGCACAUUGGUCUGCUGCGACCGGAGACGGUUGCUGAACGAUUUGCCAGCUGCCGUGAAUGACAUGAGGGUGGACGCCUGCGAGUUGACUCCGUCGGUAGCUGGAAGCCUUCUCCGCCGCAGAGACAGUGUUCCGUCCCUCAAGGUUCUGUUGACGAUCGGCGAAAUGCUGAAGCCAGCCGUUGUGGAGGAGUUCGGCGGAGACUCUGAUCGGCCUGCAAUUUUGCAUGGAAUGUAUGGCCCGACAGAAGCGACGAUUCAUUGCACACUACAGACCUAUUUUCCCAAAGACAUGCCCUGUGGAGUUAUCGGUGUUCCUUUGGACACGGUAUCUGCCUUUGUCGUCAAGCCGCAAGAUUCCAACGACGGGAAGACGCCCGAUCUGGAGAUAUUACCACUGAACGAAGAGGGCGAGUUGGCUGUGGGCGGUCAUCAGCUUGCAGAUGGAUACCUGAACCGAGAGGAUCAGACAAAAGCUGCUUUCGUGCGGCACCCAGAGUAUGGAAUGCUUUACCGCACUGGAGAUCUUGCGAAGAUGCAUUCAAAUGGGACAUUGGAAUGUCUUGGCCGUAUAUCGACGGGUCAAGUGAAGCUUCGUGGCCAGGUAAGACCAGCAAAAUCUUCGUGGUAAACAUUUGGCUAAUGUCGUCCAGCGUAUCGAGCUUGGGGAGAUUGAACAUGCAGCUUCCAAAACAUCAGGAUGUCAGGACGUGGUCGCUGAGGUUGUGGCUGGCGUUCUGGUUGUCUUUUGUGUGCUGGAAAGCAACGCUGUCACCAGAGAUGCUAUUCUAGACACUUGCCGUAAAUGGUUGCCGGCUUUUAUGGUACCUGGGGACGCGGUCUUCCUUGACUCGAUACCGUAUCUUCCAUCUGGAAAAUGCGAUCGAAAGGCACUUCGUUCGCGCUACGAGACGAUGCAGCGUUCUGCCGAUGGUGGCGAUCGAGCUGAUGACGAGCUAUCAGAAAAGAUCACCGGCACGAUAAGCGAGGUUUUGCAAGUGGAAGUUCGACCAGAUUCCAAUCUCGCGGCCUUGGGUCUCGAUUCUCUUUCCUCAAUACGCCUGGCAUCUGGUUUCCGGAAAUGUGGACUCCCACAGCUUGAUGCAAGCUCUAUACUUGUUGCACGCACUCCACGCGAGAUCGCAGACAAACUUGAAAGUCUCGACAAUUCAAAUAAUGUAGAUUCGUCCAGACGCUCCGAUGAAUUGUACAGAAAGGCGUUAGACGAAGCGUUGCAGAGGGCACUUGAGGCGAAGGUUUCCGAAGUUGACGAGAGCUUCUUGUGCACACCGAUGCAGAACGCCAUGCUCUCCGAAACUCAAAAAGAUCCCCAGGCGUACUGCAAUUGGAUCGAGUUUCACCUACCAAACGUCUCGGGUCUGGAAAGCGUCGAGGCCGCGUUGCGAGAGCUUGGUGAUCUGCAUCCGCUGAUUCGAUCUGGUUUCGUUGCUGUGGCCGGUCUUCAAACCAGCUACGCCACGAUCGUGUGGAAGACCUUGUCUAGCGACCAGCUCAACCGUACUGCCAACUUGAGCUACGAUUUUGAGAUCACUUGUGACGAUGAAUUGCUCCGGCCGUGCAAUUUCCAGAUCUCGCGAGCGGGAGCGGGUGCAAAAGUUCUCCUUCAAAUCCACCACGCACUCUACGACCAGUGGUCUUUGGACAUCCUGCGAGUUGAUCUUGCAAAAAUACUGAAACAGAGUCCUUGCAAUGGCGCAUUAUCAUUUAAACCCAUCGCAGACUACUAUGCACAGCGUUCCGGCGAAGCUGAAUCGCCUGAAAGUAUGGAGUUCUGGCAAGAUCAUCUACGCAACGUGGUUCCGACAUCAAUACCGCUCCUUAGAGGUGACGAUGUUGCCAGUGGACUCCAGCGGUCGUCAUGGAAGGAACUGGCCGUGGAGAGCUCCAAAAUCAACGCCAUGGCACGAGAAUGGGGUUGUAGCAGCCCUGCGAUCUUCCAGUCCGUAGUGGGAUAUCUUUUGUCAGCGCUUGCCGGAGCCUCCGAUGUGACAUUCGGUUCGGUAUUCUCAGGACGAAAUCUCCCAAUAGAUGGAAUCGACGGUUCCUUUGGGCCUUGCCUGACGACUUUACCUCUUCGUUUGGACUACAGCACGGCAAGUUCUUUUCGAGAUCUGGUGCAUUUGGCAACGGACCAGAACCGAGCGCUCCAAAGCCGCAUUCUGACACCGUUGCCUGUCGUGAAGAAAGCAGCAGAGGUCGCCCCGGGGAGCUCGCUUUUUGAUUGUUUAUUUGUCUGGCAGGAAUCAACUCACAGUACAGAUGCUUUGCAGGAGGACGUCCAGAUUGUCGACUCCGAGGACCGGCUCGAAUUCAAUCUUGUCUUGGAGUUUGAACCUUCGGCGUCAAGCAUCAAAGUCAGAGCGACAUACCAACAGCGGCUCAUGGACGAUGGCUUCCUUCAGCUCCUGCUCCGUCAACUCGAUUGCCUUAUUUCCAAGCUUACGGAAACUCCAGGCUGCCUUGUAGAGGAUCUGGCAUCCAUGCUAUUACCUGAACUACUCUCCGUGCAGAAUGCCAGCCCAACCGGAUACGCCGCGACUUACGAUUUGAUUGAGCGAAUCGAAGCUCAUGCUGCAGCAGAGCCUUCCGCAACAUCGAUUUUGUUCGCCAGAAGUCUUGUAGCGGGCAAUCAUGACAUGCUCUCCCUUUCCUACGCACAAUUAAACCGCCGCGCGAAUCAGAUGGCACAUGUCCUUAUUACUGCAGGAGUCAAGCCACGGGACCUUGUCUGCAUUUGCAUGGAGAAAUGCAUUGACCUGUACGUUGCACUGCUCGCUAUCUUCAAAGCAGGCGCCGGAUACCUGCCUUUGGUACCAGAGACACCAGACGACAGGGUAAAGUCGGUACUAGCUCAGGCUGGAAUUGGGCUCUGUAUUUGCGACUCAGAAUCUUUCGGCAGAUUCAAAGAGCUCACUCCUGCAUCCAUAAUCAAUCUCGAGGGUCUUGAUCUCGACAGUCACUCCGAGCAGAGCCCUCAUGUGAAGCAAAUUGGCUCAAGAGUUGCGUACUGUGUUUUCACGAGUGGCAGUACUGGAGAACCGAAGGGCGUGCCCAUCACCAUGGAGAAUUUGAAGAGCAAUCUGGCCGUUUUGGACGAGUUGUAUCAGGUUCAGCUUGGAGACCGGUUAUUGCAGUCGUGCUCACACGCUUUCGACGUCAGCGUCUUUGAAAUAUUCUUUGCCUUUUACAGCGGCAUGUGUCUCUGCUCUGCAACCAAAGACGUCAUGUUUCGCGACUUCGAGGAGAGCAUCAGGACCUUUCGAGCCACCCAUCUAUCACUGACACCUACGGUUGCAUCACUCGUGAGCCCCGAAAAUGUCCCAACAGUGCGCUUCCUUGUCACUGCAGGUGAAGGAAUAACCGAGAAGGUACACCGGACAUGGGCAGGUCACGGCUUGCAUCAAGGCUAUGGUCCGUCAGAGACAACGAAUAUCUGCUCUGUCAAAAUGAAUAUCGCGCCUAGCGACGUUCUCGGUAACAUCGGGCCUGCAUUCAAAAACACUUCGGCGUUUGUCCUGGCGGCUAAGCGCGAUUUCAAUAUCCUUCCUGCAGGUGCAUAUGGCGAAUUCGCCUUCGGUGGUGAACAGGUCUUCCGUGGGUACAUAGGACGAGACGACCUCAAUUCCGAAAAGAUUGUUCAUCAUCCGCAGUUUGGGAGAGUCUACCGUAGUGGCGACAUGGGACGGAUGCUACCGGACGGGACACUACUGAUCAGCGGAAGAAUAGACGACCAAGUCAAGAUUCGCGGUAAUCGGAUUGAGCUUGGCGAGAUCAAUGCCGUCGUAUCAGACCAUCCGGACGUGUCGGACUGCACGACCGUUGUACUGGGCGAGGACAGCUCAAACCAAUCACUUGCUACGUUCUGGGUUCCUUCAGAAGAGUCAAAGACAACAGACGCGGAGCUAUGUGCCACAGUACCGGACAAGGGCCUAACAACCCAGCUUUUCGACCGCCUCGAGAACUCGUUACCAGCCUACAUGAUUCCGAGCCUUCUAGUUCCAAUGAGCAGACUGCCCAUGACCUCGCAGGGAAAGCUUGAUAAAAGGCUGCUACGAGCGACUCUACACAACCUGGACCACAGCGUGAGGGAGAAGCUUUCUCGCUUACACGAUGGUCUUGGAGGCGAUCCUCCCAACUCCGAUACUGAGAAAACGAUUGCCGCUAUCUUGGCAGAGAUCCUCGGUGUAGGUCCCUCCUCCAUCUCGAGGCAUGCUUCCUUCCUUGGGCUCGGUCUCAACUCGCUCAACGCGGUCCAGCUUGUGAAGUUGGCAGAGAAGAGGCUGGGUGUUACACUUGGAGUCGCAGCCAUCAUGCGGCACUCGAGUGUCGCUCGGCUAAGUCGUCAUAUCUCAACUUCAGUCUCGAGCGCGCAAGAAGCACGCGGGCCUAGGCUAGAUGAAGUAUUCAGCAGGGACUUUGUGGACGGCAUAAAAGAGUCUUUCGAGCAGAAUGGACAGACAGUCAGUGCUGUACUUCCUUGUACCCCAUUGCAAGAAGUUAUGCUCUCUGUUAGCAGGACUCAGCGCGAUGCCUACCGCAACAUCACGAAAAUCCAGUUCGCUGGAGAUUUGGAGAAGCUUCGUAACUGCUGGGCGGAAAUGACAAAGAGACAUGCCAUCCUGCGAACGUCUUUUGUAGAAACGCCGUCAGCAUCGCAUCCACAUGCUCAAGUGGUGCUGCGAGAGCUCGAAAUCCAGUGGCACAAUGAAAAAAGCAUUGCGGAAGAGAACGGCGGUUUGACUGGACAUGCCAAUGGACAUGCCAAUGGACACGCCAAUGGACAUGCCGAUGGACACGCCAACGGACACGCCAACGGAUACGCAAAUGGCCAUUCAAAUGGACAUGCAAACGGCAAAUCGAACGAUCACGUAGCGCGCCCCGAGCUGGUGUCCGCAACACACCAGUCUCCCGUUCGCGUAGACAUCUUCGGCGCAGACAUCUACAUACAGAUGCACCAUGCGGUCUACGAUGGAGUUGCCAUGGUCAACCUAUUCGAAGAGAUGAAACGCGCCUAUCAAGGCUAUUCUCUUCCCAUGCCUGUUCCUUUUGAGCCUUUCCUGGAGCACGUACUAGGUCAAAAUGGCCAAGAAGCCGUGGACUUCUGGGCUACGCGGAUCAAUGGGUUUCAGCCUCAUCCACUGCCGCCGCAACAGCGCACUACUAAUGGGAAAGAGGAUCUUCUUAGCAGGACGAUUUCUGUCAGUCCUACAGAUGUUGAUUCUUUCUGCGAUAGACAUGCCUGCACCAGUCUGUCCCUCAUGCAAGCUGCUUGGGCGAAGACCCUGGCGUGUUUGCAGAACGUUGAAGAUAUCUGCUUUGGUAACGUCGUCAGUGGCCGGUCCGUGCCCGUACCUGACGUUGACCGGCUCGUGGCUCCAUGCUUUAACACAAUACCCGUACGUCUCGAGGUAGAGACUUCGCGUACAAAUCUGGGCCUUGUGCAACGUCUGCAUCGAUACAACGUCGAGACAUUGCCAUUUCAACUCAUUGCGCUACGCCGGAUCCAGGCUUUGUCUAAAGAGCCUUCAGUGCGACUUUUUGACUCUCUGCUCCUGGUUCAACCUCCCCAACACGAAUCGGACCUUUUCGACGCCGAAGAAGAAGAAAUGGGCAUGGGCAUACCUAUUGUGGUAGAAGUCAUUCCACUGGAUUCGUCUUUUGAGUUGCAAGUGCAUUAUAUGCCGGAGAAGAUGCCUGCUUCCAUCGUACCGCAGAUCGCUGACGCCUUCUGCGCCGCACUAGCCUCCUGCCUACGAUAUACAUCGAGCCCGGUCUCGAAUUUCCUGGACUUCGAUAUAUCUUCCAUAAAAGCUAAGCUGGCCCCUGAAGACAAGACUCCGUCGUCCAACGGACUGAGAAUCGACAAUGGUGAUCUUGAGAACGAUUGGAGCAAUGAGCAAACCGCAGUCCGCAAAGCGAUGGCCGAUCUCGCUGGCUUGUCUCCUGAGAGAAUAUCAAAGAAUACAUCGCUGUACCAAAUCGGCCUCGACAGCCUGAACGCUGUUCAGCUCGCUUCGCGAUUGCGAGCGCAAGGCUUCCAAAUCGAUGCCGCGGACGUCAUGCAGUAUCAAACGCCUUCCAGGCUUGCUCCUCUUCUGCCGUCGCAGGGAAGUAAUCCUUCCCACGAUUCCACGUCCUCGUUCGAUUUGGAGAAAUUCGAAAACGAACAUCGACCGAGUAUCGAAAAGACGCUGAACCUCGAUGAAAAGUUGCUUGAGGCGGUGCGACCUUGCAACUCGUCUCAGUGUGGAAUGCUGGCACAGUCCAUACAGUCCCAGGGAUCCUACUAUCUCAACCACAGAUUCUACGAAAUCCCAGACCAGUACAGCUUCGCGGACAUCCAAACAGCUUGGAUGACUGUGCAACGCAAGCACCAAGUUUUGCGAAUGGGCUUUCGUCAGAUGGAAGACGCUGCUUUUCCCUAUGCGAUGUUGAUCUACCGUCCAGAUACCUUUCAAGACGUUGUCUUUCCAGACGUAGAUGGCCUCGACGAUGAUGCCAUUGAGCAAUCUGUCGCAAGAGAAAUCAUGCAAAAUCUGCAACAGCCGGCAUGGCGAGUAUCACUACUCAAGUCGUCAAGAGAACGGAGAAUGUGUCUUUCGCUUCAUCAUGCGCUGUACGAUGCAGAUUCGCUCGAAGUACUCCUGGAGGACUUCUCAAGGGCGCUGGAGACAACGGACAUUGGUUCCACUACAGAUCUGGACCCAGUUCUACAACAUCAGCUCCAGGGCUUGACAUCGCAGAAGCAAGAAAACGAAACUUUCUGGAAGGAAACGUUGAAAAAUGCCAAGCUACUGAGGUUUCCAAGCUUGACACCCACUAUCGUCUCCGAGACGAGAGCGACGUCCUCGAUGCAAGUUUCCACUCUCGGCGUCCAAGCGAUAGAGGACUAUUGUAGAAGAGAAGGCGUCACCAUCCAGGCACUAGGACAAAGCGCCUGGGCUUCAUUACUCGCGGCCUAUCUUGGUGAAGCAAGUGUGACUUUCGGCACGGUCUUCUCGGGCUUUGCACUGAAUGCAGAUCAGCCUACCGCAUUUCCAGCCAUAUCAGUGGUACCUGUGCACUGCGACACGAGUAAGCCGGCAUCCGAGCUUGUUAAUAGCAUGGUAUCCUACAAUGCUGCCGCUCAGAAACACCGCUUUGCAGCGCUCUCUGACAUCCAGCGCUAUGCGGGAUCUAUUGGGCAAGCUUUGUUUGACACAGUCUUCGUCUAUCAAAAAGCUAGUCAGAAGUCGCCGGAUCGCUUCAACUGGCGCGAAGUGCGCGGAUUCCUGGGAGUUGACUAUGUUGCAUCGAUGGAGAUUGAAACUUCCGACAAUGGCCAGCUCAGCAUGCGUCUGACGUAUGAUAUUCGAUCCAUCCCACAGGAGCACGCUAUCUUGAUGCUGCGGCAAUAUGACAUGCUGAUGCAAGGCCUCGUUAGCGAUGAUGGCGACUUCCAGCUGAACAACGUGAGCCUCAUGUCGCAUACCCCACCGAAGGAGCCCACCAUUCCCUGCUCUGUAGAGCUCCUACAUCAGUUCGUGGAGCGCGGAGCCCGAGAUCAUCCACAUAGACCGGCUUUGGAGUUUAUCAACAGCUUUGAGUCUGGCCAAAAAGGUCGUAAGACAUGGACCUACCGGCAGCUUGAUGAGCGAGCCAACCAAGUUGCCCAAUUGCUUCAAGAUCAAGGCGUCCAGCCGGGUGGCAUCGUUGCUAUGUGCAUGAACAAAUCAGCAGAGGCCUCGUUCGCAUUCGUUGGCAUUUUGAAAGCUGGCUGCGCAUUUCUCGCUAUGGACCCAGACUUGCCGCUGGCGCGUCGAAAGUUCAUCGUUGAGGAUUCGAAGUCUCAACUGCUCUUAGUUGACAGGCCCGAUGCAGAAAUGGAAGAGGUCGUCAAAGUAGUGGAACUAGCAGAAAGCGGUCUCUUGCACAUGUCCACAGCUGCGGUGGAAAUACUUCCGGUGGGAUCCAGCGCUACGAGCUACUGUCUCUACACCAGCGGCACUACGGGCACACCCAAGGGCUGUGAGCUAACCCAUGAAAAUGCCUUGCAAGCUAUGAUGUCCUUCCAGCGACUCUUCAGUGGUCACUGGACCGAGUCGUCUCGUUGGCUACAGUUUGCCAGUUACUGGUUCGAUGUCUCGGUUCUCGAGCAAUUCUGGAGCUGGAGUGUGGGUAUCACUGUAGUUGGUGCACCCCGAGACUUUGUUCUUGAAGACUUGUCCGGCUUCAUUCGACAGGCCAACGUUACGCAUAUCGAUCUCACGCCUUCGCUCGCUCGAUUGCUUACCCCGAAAGACGUGCCAAGCCUUUGCAGUCAUGUUUUCAUCACAGGAGGAGAGGCCUUAAAACAGGAGAUAAUCGAUUCGUGGGGCCCAGUCAAGACCAUCUGUAAUGGAUAUGGUCCAACAGAAGCAACUAUUGGCGUCACGAUGAAUGCUUUCAUUGGCACUGAUGCAAAGCCUUCCAACAUCGGCCCUGCUUUCGACAAUGUCGGAGCUUACGUGUUUAAGCCUGGUACCGAUGAGCUCGUGCUACGAGGCGCCGUCGGUGAGCUUUGUGUCUCCGGAAAGCUGGUAGGCAAGGGCUAUCUCAACCGGCCUGACUUGACGCAAAAGGCGUUCCCUUUUCUGGAUCGAUACGGCGAACGUGUCUAUCGUACUGGAGAUCUCGUUCGGCUGCUAGCGGAUGGCUCGGUAUCUUUCAUCGGCCGUGCGGACACGCAAGCGAAACUGCGCGGACAGCGACUCGAGAUUGACGAGAUUGACGCCGUCAUCAAGUCCGCCUCGGAUGGCAUCUUUGAGGUGGCUUCACUUGUCACAAAAUCCGCAAAUGGAGACAGAGAAAUGCUUGUAUCGUUCGUGGUAGACGAAGAGACUAUGGGCCGAGAUCUUCAGUUGGUGAACACCUCCCACAGCCAACAACUCGUAAAAGUGGCAGAUCAGGCGUGUCGCAGCCGCCUGCCGGGAUACAUGGUGCCAACGCACAUUAUUCCGAUUUCUCGGCUUCCGCUUACUCCCAACAACAAGGUAGACUCCAAGCGGUUGGUCAGUCUGUUUACGGGACUGGCUACCCGAGACCUCCAGAAAUUCAAAGAUGCUCAAGCAACGAAUCGAGCGAUGACCUCGACUGAGAAGAAGAUUGCUCAGGUGCUGGCUAGGCUUCUUUCUAUCGAAAACGACGAUAUCGGGCCAGGAUCCAAUGUCUUCUCGCUCGGGCUGUCAUCCGUCUCUGCUAUCAACUUCGUGACAUUGUUGAAGCACAGUGGAUUCAAGACAGCCGGCGUGGCUAAAGUUAUGAACCACCCGAUCUUGGAGCGCCUCGCCCAAAGUUUAGCAGAAAAAGACGACAGUUCCAGCAUGGAGAGGGACGCUAUCAGACAGGCGCAGCUUACACUAUCUGCCUUUGCUCAGCGAUAUCGAAAUAUGGCCGUGCAGAAUCUGUCGUCGAAAGCAUCGGAGAUUGAAGCUGUUGCACCCUGUACGCCGCUGCAGGAGGGCUUACUCAUUGAAUCUAUGAAGAGCGCUCACAAGCCGUACUUCAAUCACUUCUGUUACGACGUGACCGACUUGGAUUCAAAGAAACUGCGAACGGCAUUGGCUCAGGUAUGCGAUGCGGUUCCUAUGUUGCGCACUGCCUUUUUGCGCACCGAUGAUGGAUACGCUCAAGUCGUCAGGCGUCUUUACGAACGCUUUGAAAAAAUUUACGAUGUUGAAAACGACCAAGUGGAAGACGUCUUGAAGGACAAAAAGAGGGAGUGGCUCAAAGGCACAGACCAAGACGUCGUCGAGCCGUUCAAGAUUCUGAUUCUGCGGUCGAAGGAACGAAGCAUCAUGGCUGUGCUCAUUCAUCACGCCUUGUACGAUGGCAUCUCUUGGGACCUAACGAUGCAAUGUCUCACGAAGCUGUAUGAAGACCAGGGUAACGUGGAAUACGGGCCCAAAUUCCUGGAUGCACUGCCAUAUGGACCGUUCUGUCAUCGCUUGGAUGCGAAAUCUUUCUGGCAGCAAACACUUGGCAAUCACGAGUUUGUGCCCUUAUCAGAAAAUGCCGAGAGAAGUUCGAAGCCCGGCUUGAGACUGAGAACUUCUAUUGACGGCGCUAAGGCUCUGGAAGCCAUUCGAAAGCGACAAGGUGUCUCUCAUCAAGCAGUCUUCCAAACGGCAUUUCAGGUAGCAUUGCACCAGUUCUCACCGCGCACGCAAUCUUACGGUGUCGUUCUGUCUGGAAGGUCCAUCAAUUUCGACAAUGCGGACCGAAUCAUCGGCCCAAUGUUCAACACCGUGCCGUUUACGAUCAACUUGCAAUCAUCCGGCACGUGGGAGCAACAUCUGAAUGAUUCUCAACAGCUUAAUGCGUCCGUUCUGCCCUUUCAGCAUUCGCCGCUGAGGGAUAUUCGGAAGUACUGCGGACGGCUGCCGAAGGAUCCCUUGUUCGACGUGCUCUUCGUGUUUCAACAAGCUGAAAAAUCAGGAGGGAACGAGCUAUUCAAAGCAAUAGAUGUGGAUUUGCCAGUUGAAUAUCCACUUGCUUUUGAGGUCGAACUCGAUGACUCUGGCCAGGUUUCCAUUGAGGCCGCCGCGCGAUACGAGUUCGUUUCGGAAGACUCUCUACAUGCUCUAGUGGAAGACUUCAAGACGGCACUUGACAGUAUCACCAAGAACGCCCAACAAGUGAUAGGCGACAGAUUCACGAUUAGCAGCAACAAGGGACGCCGAGUGACUGCCGGGCCUCAGCAAGAACAGGUACACUCUGAUGGUGCAAGUGAUUUCACUUGGACAAAAGAAGCGAAGCUCCUUCAGAAUGUCGUCUCCCAACUUGCCGGCUGCGAUGCGGCAGAUGUCACCGAGCAGUCAACAAUCUUCAACCUCGGACUUGACAGUAUCGACGCAGUCAAGAUGGCCUCAAGACUCAAGAAUGAGAGUCUCCCAAUACCAGUCAGCACGAUCUUGAAGGCCCAGACGAUUCCUCGAAUGCUGGAAAGCAUUCAAACGCACGAUCGCGAAGAAGCUCAGACGAUGGAGCCAAGCAGAAUGAGGGACCUAAAACAACAAUUGCGGCCCGUUGAAGAAAGGGUUCUUGAAUCCACGCCUGAUGUGGAAAUGGUCUUGCCCGCUGCACCCAACCAAGAAGGUCUCAUUGCUGAUAUGCUGAGAUCUGGUUUGCGUCGCUACUACAAUUCGGAUGUAUUGCGACUGCGGGAAGACGUCAAUAUCGAGGAGCUGAAGAAUGUAUGGCAGUCCGCAAUAGCUGCGUCUCCUAUCCUGCGAACGUCCUUCAUCGAGAUUGCUGAUCCGGAGGUCGAUGUGACUUUCGCUCAAGUGGUGUUUCGCGCGAACUCGAUCCAGAUCGAGGAGUUCUCGACAGAUAGCCUCGAGGCUUUGGACACCUACAUGGAUCGAGCUCGGAUGGAUGUGAAAGAUACUUUCGAAGUGCAGCCACUGCUUCGUCUGGCUCUCGUGUCUGUGCAGUCUGAGAGGUACUUGGUACUUUCACUUGCACACGCACAGUACGAUGGUCAUAGCUUGGCUAUGCUACAUCAAGAUAUCGCCGACGCAUAUCGCAGCUCGUCAGGGUCUCACGUGGGCCGUCGCCCAGGAUUUGACACAGCCAUUGAACUCUCUCUCAGCGCAACAAGCGAGGAAGCAGUGUUGUUCUGGCGAAACAAUCUUACCGGUGCGAAGGUUAAGCACCUAGUUCAGCAGCAAGAAGCCUCUGAUUCUAUCACCUAUCGAUCUGAGUAUGUCUGCGAAGUCUCCGAAUCUUCAGCAAAAGAGACGUGCAGACGUGCAGGAGUAUCGCUGCAAGCUCUUGCGCAAGCUGCUUGGGCAUUAUUGCUCGCUUUCUACGUGCGGGAGCUGGAGGUUGUCUUUGGCGCUGUGCUUGCUUGCCGUGACAGCGAAGAACUGGAAGCUGUCAUGUUUCCGACGAUGAAUACAGUCCCCGUCAGAUCUGCGAUCCAUGGGACCGGAUACGAAAUGCUCCGGUAUGCCCAGCAACGCAUCAACGACAUUCGGCCAUACCAAAGAACACCACUCCGAGCGAUCCAAAAUGCUUGCUCGUCCUCGGUACAAACGAGCAGCCCGGUACUUCAAGGUGGACUUUUCGAUACUCUGUUCAUCUUCCAAAAUCGAGGAGAUCAAGAUUUGCACACGGCAAAGCCCCUGUACGAGUCUGUGGGCGGUGAAUCCAACGUGGAGUAUCCAGUGGCCGUCGAAAUAGAGACGAUCAAGGACAAGAUUGUGUUACGAGCGGCGUGUAAGAACUCUGCUAUGGACCGUCAGGGCACAGACAUGUUGCUACAGAACCUGGACAAGGUUCUCCGUCAUCUGCUCAGAUUGCCUGAUGAGCAGGUUGUUCAAUUCUUGGACGACAAAGCCUCGAUAUGCGGGUUUCCUGCAUUCGCGACACACGACGAGAAGCUCACAAUACAGACAGCGAAGCUUGAAGAGACCGCUGAGGCAGAGGAGAACGCGUCCGAUGAGGGAACUCCUCUCACAGACUCUAUUCGCUCCGCUCUGGCCAGGGUGGCGAAGAUCCCCGAGGAUGAAAUUACACUCAGCUCUACGAUUGAGAGCAUUGGAGUCGAUUCCAUCUCGGCGAUCAAGGUGUGUGCCAUCCUGAGGAAAGAGUCCAUCGGGCUCUCAGUUAGUGAUUUGCUCAAAGCCCAGACGCCAACAAGAAUGGCUCAGGCAGUCGAAGCAAAAUCGGGAAACUCGUCUGGAGACGACGAUGCCACAUCGAAGGCCCUUGCACCGGUCUUGAAGUACAUCCCGGCCGCUGAAGUCUGCCGCAUAGCAAACGUCGAAGAGUCCGACGUAGAGGCUAUCAUGCCAGCAACGUCGGGACAACUCUACAUGCUGGCGACGUGGCAAAGAAGUAAAGGCCUCUUGUUCUACCCGACCUUCCGCUGUAAACUCCGAUCAAGCGCAUCAGUGGAAGAUGUGGAACACGCAUGGACUCAACUAGUCCAUCGCAACCCGAUCCUUCGUACGGUCUUUGUCGCUCAUCAACGCUUGAACCAUCAACCACCUACUAUCUCGAUCUCGCAGUUGAUUCUCAAAUCUGCGCCACAGAGCUUCACGACCGGAGACGCAGAGCGUAGCGGAGCUCCCACUGUCCAACCACUGACAGGAUUGCAUGCUUCGAAACGCAGCGAUGGCUUUGACCUGAGUCUCCACAUUCACCACGCACUGUACGAUGCCGUCUCACUACCAAGACUCGUGCAAGAGCUGCAAGUGAUAAUGGAAGGCUCCGUGCCAUCAAGCCCUCCCAUUACCUUCGACAAAUUCAUCUCCACGACUUCCACGCAUACCUCAGAAGAAGCUCGCAAGAUCUUCUGGGUCGAAUACCUCAACCACACGGAACCAAUUUCUCUGCCGCAAGCGGGAAGCGACGCUACAAGGAAAGUCCAGCUCUACAAGCCGGGCUUCGUCUCCCAUGGAGCCGCCCUCGAGCAAUACGCCAGGAAAUCCGAAAUUACAAUCCAGGCACUGCUCUUCGCGGUGUACUCCAAAGUCUACGCACACUUCGCCGGCAGAGACGGGAACGUUGUCUUUGGCAUCUACCUCGCCAACCGGUCUCAUCUCCCCGGCUUGGAAGAAGUAGCAGCACCGACUCUCAACCUCGUCCCUCUGCUCGUCCGAUCGCCCCGAGAGACGACCACGCUCGACUUGGCGAAGAAAAUCGACGCGGACCUCAGACUCAUCGGGAAGUUGGAUAAUGCCGUUGUUUCUCUGAAGGAGAUUCAAGAAUGGACCCAUGUGAAGGUGGAUUCCUUUGUCAAUUUCCUCAAAUUGCCCGAGCCGGAGGAAGAAGCAGAAAGGGGCAGCAGCAGCAGCAGCAACAUCAUCUCCAUCGACAACGAAUGGGAGACGGAAAAGAGUCAGGUGCAAGACCUCGUCGAGCCGAGAGAUUUUGCCUUGCCAGAGGGAUUGGCGGAUUUCGAGGCAGGGGAUGCUUAUCAGGUGAGUUCUCUCCUUCAUUUUUUGUUAUUCUUGGCAUCGCCGUUGACUAACAGUUCAAUACAGCAUUCCCUCGACGUGGAACUCUCCCUUGCCAACAACAACCUCAACAUCGGCGUCUUCUGCCUCGAGAGCAUUCUGAAUCUCGGACAGGCCGAAGAGCUAGUUGCGAAAAUGAAAACAGAGCUGGAGGGGGUUUCUUUCUGA